Messenger RNA from Hypanus sabinus (Atlantic stingray), 7261 nucleotides. It is a transcript of the gene zbtb18, whose product is annotated as zinc finger and BTB domain containing 18. Gene Ontology annotation, molecular function: RNA polymerase II cis-regulatory region sequence-specific DNA binding; DNA-binding transcription factor activity, RNA polymerase II-specific; protein binding. The transcript is spliced from 3 exons. Gene Ontology annotation, biological process: regulation of transcription by RNA polymerase II. The record is from RefSeq and is a predicted model, not a curated record. Gene Ontology annotation, cellular component: nucleus. The coding region runs from base 422 to 1999 and encodes 525 amino acids. NCBI's taxonomy places the organism in Eukaryota, Metazoa, Chordata, Chondrichthyes, Myliobatiformes, Dasyatidae.
AAAGAAAAUAAAAGGGGAAGGAGGGGUGUGAGGGGGAAGACACGGUGCUGUACUUUAUUUGGUUUUAUUUUAUUGGCGGGAGGGGGCAUUUCCCCCCUUUUGUAGCAGAUAAUGAAUUCAAACGUGAGAUUGGUGGCAGCAGUAGCAAACACGACACGAGUAACAUAUGGCAUUAAAAAGCAGCACAGCUGGAGGUAGCUUUUCCAUUUGAAGUGAUGUCAGAGCAGCUGACAGUCUGGCAUUGCUAGGUUUUUUUGUGUGAUCUUGCUCCGUGUGCCGGUAUCAUUCCUCUUCAGUCUGCUUUUUUAAACUUGACAGACCAGAGUCACAAAGAUUUAGCGCACCAUUGAAGGUGUUCUUUUGGGGACUGAUCAAGAGAAGUUGAUCUGUUUAUAUUCCUUUUGCAGGUUAUGAAGGCAGUAUGGAGUUUCCCGACCACAGCAGACAUUUGCUCCAAUGUCUGAGUGAGCAGAGGCAUCAAGGUUUUCUUUGUGAUUGCAACGUCUUGGUUGGGGAUGCCCAGUUCCGCGCUCAUCGCGCUGUGCUGGCUUCGUGCAGUAUGUACUUCCAUCUCUUUUACAAGGACCAGCUGGACAAAAGAGACAUUGUUCAUCUGAACAGCGACAUUGUUACAGCCCCAGCCUUCGCCCUCCUCCUGGAAUUCAUGUAUGAGGGGAAACUCCACUUCAAAGACCUGCCUAUUGAGGACGUACUUGCAGCUGCGAGUUACCUUCACAUGUACGACAUAGUCAAAGUCUGCAAAAAGAAGCUGAAGGAAAAAUCCACCGCAGAGGCGGACAGCACCAAGAAGGAAGAAGACGCCUCCAGCUGCUCGGACAAGGGAGAGAUCUCCUCCGUGAGCAGUGCACAUGCAGUGGGGGAGCUGGCCAGCGAGGAGGAUGAAACGGAGGAGGAGAAGCUGAGCGCCGCAGUGUCGAGCAAAAGGGACUUGGUCAUUGAAUCUGGGAACAUGUGGAUGAGGUUACCCUCUGACUCAGCAGGCAUCACUCAGCCUGGCGUGGAGGUUGAAGCACAGGCAAUAACAGCUGGGAAAACAGUGUCCAGUCCCUGUAGCUCAACAGGGCCUUUGUCCCAGAGGUCUGUCAGCUCCAUUAAGGAUUCAGCAGAUGUUGACUGUGUGCUGGAUUUGUCUGUCAAGUCUGGGCUGCCAGCAGGAGAAAAUGCCAGCCACCCUUAUGUCUCACCGCAUGAAGACGGCCCCAGAAACAACCUGAUCCAGGUUAAAGUAGAGAAGGAAGUGUUUUCAGAUGGUGAAGGCAGCAGCACGAAUGACUUUGACAUGGAUCAAAGUGGCACGGUGAAGGACAGCGGAAACGCAAUGAACAGGGUUCAUUAUGACUCACUCCAUGUGUCUGCCAGAAGAGAAGCCUCCGUCUCGAGCGAGAUGGACCGAGAGGAUCGAGCCAGCGACGACGAGAUGAUAACCCCCGAGAACGACGGAGCCCAGAUGGAAGGAAACAUGGACAGCAGCUUGCUCCCUUACUGCUCCAACAUACUUGGCUCCGCCGGCCAAAUCUUCAUGUGCCCCCUGUGCAACAAAGUCUUUCCCAGCCCGCACAUCCUGCAGAUCCACCUGAGCACGCACUUUCGAGAGCAGGACGGCCUCCGGAGCAAACCUACCACCGACGUCAACGUCCCCACCUGCUCGCUGUGCGGCAAGACUUUCUCGUGCAUGUACACCUUGAAACGGCACGAGCGAACUCAUUCAGGGGAAAAGCCGUACACCUGCAGUCAGUGUGGGAAGAGCUUCCAGUAUUCGCAUAAUUUGAGCCGGCACGCAGUGGUUCACACCCGGGAGAAGCCACACGCGUGUAAGUGGUGUGAGCGCAGGUUCACGCAGUCGGGUGACCUGUAUAGACACAUCAGAAAAUUUCACUGUGAGCUGAUAAACACUCUCUCUGUUAAAACAGAGUCUCUUAACUUGCCUGCAAUGCGAGACUGGACCAUAGAAGACAGCUCGCAAGAACUCUGGAAAUAAAACCUAGCUGUGGAACGUUCUAAAAAUCAAGUUUCUGGUCAUCUCUUCUGCAGCUUUUUAGGCACUGAGUUCUCUCAAUAAAGUAAUAACUAUAAAUACUGUUUAUCACAACACAGUCUACAAAAGUGAGAUUCUGUGAUUCAUAAUGCAACAUAAGAAAUCCAAGAUUGGAACGCAGUUGAGUGCUGUGGAUGCCCAGUUGUUCAAGGCUGAGAUUGAUAGCUCUUUGGACGCUGAAUCGAGGUUUAUGAAAAUCCAGCAGGUUGAGGAUUCGACGUGAUUUUACUGAAUGGUGGAGUACCAUUAAGGGACGGUGUUUGAGUGCGAUCUUAUUUCCUGUUAAACAUCUUGAAUAUUACACUCUUUUGCAUUGAAAUUAAUAUUGCAUGUUUUAAUCUCUAAAUUUACUAGGAGCAACUAACACUUCCAAAAUUCUAUUUUCCGUAAAUUUUCAUUUCACAAAGUCCAAAUAAUAAAUGAGGAGGAACGGCUGAGCUGAGCAAAGGGUUGGCGGUUACUCUAGUCACAGUUGGUAGUGAAGCAAAGCAUUUAUAUAGCACCUUGGAUAACUCCCAAAGCAUUCUGAAGUAUACUUAAGCUGAUGAAGUAGGGAUGAGAUGUAAUCUCUGCUGUAAUGUGGGAAACACAAUUCACUCACAUGGGCCAGCAUAAUAUGGCCAGGCUAAAACCAAAAGAGCGGUUUCUUUGUGGUGGAGUUGGAUUAGUUGAGAUUAACUUCUCCAUAGGACUGGAAAACAAUUGUCAGAUUUAGUCAACUGUUAACUAUAAACAUUACAAUUAAGCUGCCUGUCACUUAGUUUUGCUUAACGCAAUCUUGUGAACUAUGUUUUAUUUUACAUUCUCCCAGGCACGCUGCCAGAUGGAUCGCUGACAUCAUUUGGUUUGUUGUGCUUGACUUGCACCUUCUGCUGUCCAUUCACAAGCUGGAAGUCCAAAGCCUAAAGCCUAGGCCAUCUUGCACCUUCUGCUGUCCAUUCACAAGCUGGAAGUCCAAAGCCUAAAGCCUAGGCCAUCUUGCACCUUCUGCUGUCCAUUCACAAGCUGGAAGUCCAAAGCCUAAAGCCUAGGCCAUCUUGCUUUAUCCUGCUGGAAGUGGAGGGGUGGGUAACAAAGUGUUUCAUGCAGGAAGAAAAAUAGGCUAAGUAAAGCACUAAUCCAAAACUAAGUACCAUAACUGUAAUCAUUCAUUACAAAUUGUGACUCUUUUGAAAUAUUUAUGAUGUGAUGAUCAACCUAGCAGUAUUUUUAAAGGAGAUUUUAAUUUGUGCUAACCACUACACUACUGUGGGCCUGUAAGCAGUUUGUACGUUCUCCCUGUGACUGCGUGGGCUUCCUCCGGGUGCUCCGGUUUCCUCGAACAGUCCAAAAGACAUAUAGGUUAGUAGGUUAAUUGGUCAUGCAAACUGCCCCAUAAUUAGGCUAGGAUUAAAUUGGGGGAUUGCUGAGAGGCAUGGCUUGAAGGGCCAGAAGGACCUAUUCUGCGCUGUAGCUCAAUAAAUAAAUUACAAAUUCUCCAACCAGGUGUUAACAAAAGAAUCCUUUCAAAUCAAUACAUAUUAGAGAAGGAGUCUUAAUAAUUAUCAAGGUACUGAACUGCUAUACCAGGGGUUCCCAACCUGGGCUCCACGGACCUCUUGCUUAACGGUCCAUGGCAUAAAAACAGUCGGGGCCUCUGUGCUAUACUGAAAUAGCUAAGAUUGGGACCUAAGUGCAAGAAAAUCAGAUUUAAAUUGUGCGAUACCUUCAAAGAAAGUACAAGAGGAAAUAUUUCUUCAAUGUUAGCAGCACUGAUGAGAUCCAUUUGUCAAUUUAAGGUAUCUAUUUAACCAUGCUCCAGUAUGAUACAACACUCCUAAUAGUAAGUGCAAGCAACUGCCAAAAGGACUGUUUGUCUGAUGAAGCAGUAAUAUCAGCGUAUAAUUAUCUCUGGCCGAUAAUUUGAAAAUUGUAACAUAUUGAACAAUAAAAACUCAGUUAAAAUUUGCCUUUGAAACAUUACUUGAGGAUCAUUUGACUCUCUCCCAUUUGGUGAAAACAUUUAGUUUUAAUGGGUCCCUUUCCAACUAGGUGGUCCAUGGGCUUUGAUUCAAGGUACAACAAGCUAGGAGUGCUACUAAAUAACAACACCUACAGGUUUCGAAAGGAAUUAAAAUUAGUACAAUUCAUUUCAGCUCAAUUCCCUUGCAGUCCUGGGAGCUUACUGGAAAUUUUGUGCAUGAUCAAUGACUGAAACCCUGCCUGUGGAAUUCUCCUGAGUUGAGCGGCAUAUACCACUCACUCCAAGAGCAAUGUUUGAGAAGACGGGUAAACUUACUGCAGGUAUUUAACAGGUAUUUUCAAUGCAAUUGUAGAAUAUGUUGUGGAAGGUAAUGAAAAUGGGAAAGGCAUAACCUUUAUGUCCAUCAUUGAAACAUAUGAUUUCCCCAGGCCUAUUCUUGUCAAUGGCUGUUCUUUCAACUACAGGUUGCAUCUGGUUGACAAACAAGGGAGUGACUGUAUUACACAAAGGGUUAAAAGAGGAAUUCCAUUUUGCUUUGUUUACACUAAUGAGGGUCAACCUUACAGAAGUGUUUAUAAUUAUGAGAAAUAAAGGUAAGUUGUAUCACAGCAGCCUUUUCUUUAGCGUAGGGGAGUACAAAACUAGGGGGCAUAGUUUUAGGCCUCCAAGAGCACCACAACCUUGUGGUAGGGUUUGGAUGCUCGCGUCCUUCACUUACCCAGAGAGCUACGUCAGCUGGAGUUAGGGCCUUGAGCCUCGGCUUAUGGUAGGAUCACCCAUGCUGAGCAGGUCAAUGUGCAGAGACCAAACUAAGAAUGGUCCACCAUUCCUUCAGGUUCGAGGGUUCAGCUCAGGGCUAACAACCCCGACUGGUCAAAAAACAGUUGCUACAGAAGCAGCAAUGAAGAAUCGUUCUAUACGGACUGAGAUGGAGGACCAUUAUUGCUGACCUAAAUGCCAAAGGCUUAACAGGCAGUAAGUAAACGGUAGUUUUAGGGUGAGAAGGGAAGGUGAAAGGGGGAAGAUUUAAAAGGUGCAGACACUGGUGAGAAUAUGGAGUUGAAGUGUUGAGGCAGGUACAGUUAUAUCAUUAAGAGGUACUUGGAUAGGUAAAUGGGGCUUAGAGGGAUUAUGGGGCAAACGCAGGAAAUGGGAGCUAGCUGAUGGACACUGUAGUCGGCAUCGGCAAAGGGCUUGUAUCUACGCUGUACUGCUCCAUGGCUCUAAUGGAUCAACAAUGAGAUCCCAGGGGUGUGAAAUUUAACGUUUCUUGCCAUCUUAUUCAACUGGUGCCAAUUGGAUGCAGCAUAAAAUAAUUAUAUAAAUAGGAAGAGAAAAUAUUUUGCCAAGUUUAGCUACAGGCACAUGCAGAUUUAUUUCAAAUGGAACAUGCAGAAAUAUUUCAUGUGGAAAUCUGGAAUUCAAUUUUUCUUCCCCAAGAAACCCUUCCUAGCUGUGUUCCCACAUUAGCUGUAAUAUUUAGCCAGCUGUGCAAUGUUUGUAUUGCCUGCUGCAGCAACUGUGAUAUUUUGUCAUACCCAGAUCAACUGCCUCAUGAGAAAAAUUAGCGCUACUGUUGAAUCUGUUCUGCUGGAAUUCCUUGAAGCCAGCAUAAACAACAAUUUGUAUUUAUAUAGCGCCCUGAGCAUAAAACAUAUCGAAUCGUUUUACACUGAACCCAACAAGGAGAUAGUCAAAGUCCCGUUGGGAGAGGUAGGUAUGUGGGGGAGGUGGCAGAGCUAGAGAUGAGAGGCAAUCCAAGGAAAAACUUUCCAGAAAUCCAGAGACAGACAGCAGAAGUACGACGAUCGACGGACAGGUAGAAUCGGAAGAGUUAAAAGCCGUGGAGGGUUGAAGGGCUGGAUAAGAUUUGGAAAUGGAAUAUAGUUAAUUCAAGGGAAAAGUUGUUUGUUGGCACAGACCUGGUACUAAAUAUGGGGCCUUCCAGUAGGAAAUGACAGGAGCAUAUCCCAUAAACAAAAGAAAUUCUGUAGAUGCUGGAAAUCUAGAGUAACACAUACAACUGCUGGAAGAACUCGACAGAAUAGACAGUUUCUAUGGGAAGGAACAUUGAACCCAUGAAGACUGCCUCACUACUUUCUUUUAUUUAUUUCUGUUUUUGCACUACCUAUUUUAACUUAACUAUAUGUAUAUAUAUAUUUACUGCGAUUCUGUUUUUUUCCUUUAAUUAUCAUAUAUUGCAUUGUACUGCCGCUGCAAAGUUAACAAAUUUCACAACAUAUUCCAGUGAUAUUAAACUUGAUUCUGAUUCUGAAUAAAGAGUUGAUGUUUUGGGCCAUGCUAAUGAAGGUCUCAGCUUUGAAAUGAUGACUCCUUUACUGAUCUGCUGAGAUCCUCCAGUAUUUUACAUUAAGAAUGUCCCACCUGUUUUAACCAAGUGGAGAGACUCAAAUGGUCCCCAAAAAUUCUUCUUAAAGGCAAAUUUUAUCUGUAUUAAUAUUUUUGUUGAUGUAUUGAUUGAAGUAUUUAAUUUCCCUCAGAAAAGUGAAAUUAUACUUUUGUCCUAAUGUCUCCAUGUUGUCCAGUUAGGACAUUUCCAAAGGUUAAUUUAGCUCUUGACAAGUUCCUGUCCCCUCUCAAAUACAGAACAUAAUAUAAAUGGUAUUAUAGAUUAGCACAGAACUGGCCAACAGUGUUAUUUCCAAAAUGAUUAUUCUCUCUGGUGGUCCUGCUCUUUUAAUUUUGAGUUGAUCAAUUGUCUGGUCACAGAGCGAAGUUUGUGGAUGACAAGAAGUUAUAGAAUGUAGAAUAUAGAACAUGAGCCCUUUGUCCCACGAUGUGCUGACCUUUUAACCUUCUCUAAGAUCGAUCUCACACAUCCCUCUCACAUAACCCUCUAUUUUUCUAUGAUCCAUGUUCCAAGUCGUGAACUAUCAUCCUUAUGAAUGUCUUUGCCUUCUGUGCUAUGAGGUUAAGCAAGGGCUGACACCAAAUACUUAUGCAGAAAACCAUGCAAAAAGAGGCUGGCACCUACUCAGAACUAUCAGUUAUUUGGAUUUUGGUAGAACAAGCAAGGUAAAGUGAAAAAAAACAUGGAGGUAGUCCUUCUAAGAAAGGCUCAAUUGUAAGGCAAAGCCUUGAGGAUGGUAACUUCUAGAUUUCUGUAUGAGGGAUGGAUCUGAAACUGAGCUAAAGAGAUCAGGAAAGAGUGGGGGGGGAGAAGGGUUUCAAAGAGGUGUUAGAACCAGUUCCACAAUAUAGAGAGAGAACUGAAAAGUUAG